Molecule: messenger RNA, 1970 nt
Organism: Brienomyrus brachyistius
Lineage: Eukaryota; Metazoa; Chordata; Actinopteri; Osteoglossiformes; Mormyridae
Product: transmembrane protein 41A-A-like
Exons: 5
Coding region: 83-910 (275 amino acids)
Source: RefSeq, a predicted model, not a curated record
UGCGCACCAGCGUUACGAAAUAACGUCAGUGUUUCGGCGACCGGGCGCCAGCCCCUCAGUUUUUCAUUUGGGAAAGGGGACCAUGCGCUCCGCUUUUGGUUUAGUUGCUGUGGUCGCGGUGGCUACUUUUUAUCUUUACCUCCUGUCUAAAUUUCUUCCACCGGCACCAAGACACCUUCCAGGGGCAAAUGAGGCAGAGGUGCAAACGGAGAAAGAGGUAGAACCCGAAGAAUACAGCCUGCGGUUCCCCUCAGACUUGGACGAGCUGCGGGUGCAGGCAGCCCUCCUGCGCUUCUACCGGACGGAACACGCCAGCUAUGUGUGGCUGCUCUUCUGCAGCGCCUAUCUCUAUAAGCAGGCCUUUGCCAUCCCCGGCUCCUCCUUCCUGAAUAUCCUGGCGGGGGCUCUGUUCGGACCAUGGGAGGGCCUCCUUCUGGCAUGUGUCCUCACCACCUUUGGCUCCACACUCUGCUUCCUCCUGUCCCGUGUCUUUGGGAGGCGUUACGUCGUACGGCUGUUCCCGGACAAGGUGGCCCUGCUGCAGACCAAGGUGGAGGAGAAUCGGAGCAGCCUGCUCUUUUUCCUGCUUUUCCUGAGGUUUUUCCCCAUGACUCCUAAUUGGCUCCUCAACAUGGCAUCGCCGGUCCUCAACAUUCCUAUUAGCUUGUUCAUUCUCUCCGUCUUCAUCGGUCUUCUCCCCUACAACUUCAUCUGUGUACGCACUGGUUCCAUCCUCUCAGAGAUCUCCUCCCUGGAUCACAUCUUCACCUGGGCCACAGCUCUGCAGCUGCUCACCCUGGCCUGUGUGGCCCUUCUCCCGGGCGCCCUGCUCCGCCGCUGGGGUCCCCGCCGCCUGGCAUUGGGGGGCCUUGAACACAAUGGCAUGGGCACCCGCCAGAAGAGCGAGUGACCGGCGUGUUUCCAGCGGCCGUGCAUGGCACUGGCCGACUACAGGCUGCAUCCUUCCCGAAAGAAGUUGAGCCCAAAGACGUGCACAUGCAGACUUUUGGCAUUUCACGAACGGCUGCGAGGGAGUGGAUUUGUGUUUUUGUCCUGACUUGUUAAUUUUAUCAUCUUUUUAUUGGUCAGUGGGGGGGAGGUAUUCGCACACUGCUUUCUGAUGGGGGUGCUGGCUGCAUCCCAUUCUCAGGAGGGGGAGGGUGGUGUCCCUGGGGGGCCGUGGAGAUGAGGGAUUAAGAAGAGCUGUGGUGACUGCAAGGCUGGAAUGGGCCUGAGGCGUUAAGUCCCAGCGGGGGACAUGCUGUUAUACCCUUGGUGGAUGCGGUACGCGUCGUGCUUGAUUAGAGUCCUGCUUCUCACAGCCUCACUGAGCGAAGAUGCACUGGAGCUGUUGUGUACCGAAGGAGAGUCACUGUGCAUGACGGGAAUGAGCCGUGUAGGGGGAGGGGGGUCAGUUACACAAUCUAAAUCCAGCUUCAGUCCGGAUUCCCAGUCACUGCCUAUCUACUGAAAGCACUGUCAGGAUGCAGGUUUUUUUUAAAAGAGCCUUUUUGUAUGUGGUGUUAAAUUCCUCACAUGGUCAGUGUUUGGCCCCCAGUUUAAGUACCGCAAUACUGCUUUUUUUAGAAUGUAUUUGAGGAUGUCGAGAGCAGACGCAUCUUGCUUAACAGGUCCCGUGUCUGUAGUUUUCAAUAUAUUGGCCUUUGCACAGUUAGGCUCGGGGCCAGUGUGUAAGACCAUGUGUGCUAACCUGUCGUGUGUGUGUGUGUGUGUGUGUGUGUGUGUAUAAGCUUGUGCUGUACAGGGGUUUGAGGUAUUUCCUAUAUCUGGACACUUCCUGUGUUAGAUAUUUGCUGUGGUUUCCUGUGACUUAGCGUAGCGGCCCAUGUUUCCUGGAUUGUUCUGCAGGCCAGUGAUGAAGUGCCUUAGUAAUCUUCCUGGCUUCCCCAGCCCCUAACCCCCCCGAACAGGCAACAUUCUGUCAUUAUAAGUAAAAGCCUUUUGUUUGA